Messenger RNA from Physcomitrium patens, 2092 nucleotides. RefSeq names its product GDSL esterase/lipase 6. Lineage: Eukaryota; Viridiplantae; Streptophyta; Bryopsida; Funariales; Funariaceae. The record is from RefSeq and is a predicted model, not a curated record. Gene Ontology annotation, molecular function: hydrolase activity, acting on ester bonds.
UCGGCAUCUGGUGGACUGGUAGGGAGUUGGGUGGAUUCACGAGUCUCCUGCGUGAUGUCUACGACUUCGGCGUGUUGAGCAGUUCAGAACUUGGCAGCUGAGAUGUGGAGUGCACCUUGAGGACCAAAUGGAUAACCCGUUUUUGUUCGUGGCAGUUGCUCGAUGUGCCGCAUCAGGGGUCCCGAUCGAGUUGUAGGCUUUGUGGAUGAUGGGUCUAACACACCUUCACCUGCACAGCUACGAAGUCGAUGUUUGGGCUGAGUCGUUUCUGAGGAUUUUAGACGCAGGCGCAGGCUCAUCGAGCAGGCUAGGCGAUGAUGCAGCGAUUGGAAAUUCGGCGUGUCACUACGUAAGGCAAUCAGUGGAUCAUAAGAAAUAACGCUGUAAUGGACCUGCAUUGUCAGCUUGCAGAAUAGGUGUGAUAGUCGACGGUGUGAGAAGUUUCGUUCUUUUGAGAACACAGAAUGUGCGGGAUUGCAGAGGUGGAAUAGACGAGUGCAGGAUAAGAAACGAAAAUUGUUAAACACUUGGCAGGAGGUGCAUGCAUCAGAAUUGUGUUGGCAUUGGGUACUUGGGUGAGUUCGUCAUGGAUUUUCGAAGCGUUGCGGCGUUGCUAUUGGCACUGUGUAUAUCCAUACCCGCGAAUUUCUGUGGAGAAGCAAGAUUGCAGAGAAGGAUCGACGUGCCGGCAUAUUUUGUGUUUGGAGAUUCCUUCGCAGACGUGGGGACCAACAAUUUCCUACCUUAUGCUGCGUCGCGAGCCAACUUUCCACCAUACGGCGAAACGUUCUUUCAUAAGGCAACGGGACGCUUCACAAACGGCAGAAACAUUGUCGACUUAUUUGCGCAAACAGUGGGACUCCCAAUCGCGCCACCAUUUUUACAACCAAAUUCUUCAUUCAUUGCUGGAGUUAACUUCGCCUCAGCCGGAAGUAGCCUCCUCAACAGCACCAUCUUCAACAAUAAGGAACUGGUCGGCUCAACUGGCUCGCCUCAGGCAGUACCAUUGAGUGAGCAAGUGGACCAGUACAAAACAGUGCGGAUCUUGUUGCGGAACGUGCUCAGCCCCUUGGAAGCACAGAAGCUGAUAUCGAAGUCAGUAUUUCUCAUACUCAGCGGCUCGGAUGAUCUCCUAGAGUACCUCUCCAACUUCGAGAUCCAAAACCGAAUGAACGCUACCCAGUUCAUGUCUAACGUUGUGGAAGCUUACCGAACUACACUCACUGAUCUGUACAAAGGUGGCGCGAGGAAGGCACUCCUGGUUGGCCUUACGCCCCUCGGAUGCUCGCCUUCGGCAAGAGCCACAAAUCCUAGGAACCCUGGGGAGUGCUUGGUUGAAGGAAACGAACUAGCGAUGCGUUUCAACAACGAUGUAAGGCAGUUAGUGGAUGAGCUGCAUGUCACGUUUCCAGACUACAACGUCAUAUUUGGCGAGAGUUAUAAUCUCAUCGAGGCAAUGAUAAAUGACAAGAAGUCAUCUGGAUUAGACAAUGUCAAUGCAGCUUGCUGCGGAGCCGGGUUUUUGAAUGCACAAGUUCGCUGUGGACUGCCAAUGCCAUCCGGCAUGCUCGAUGUUGGCCAACCGCUGUGCAAGCACCCAUCGAAGUUCUUGUUCUGGGAUGUUGUUCAUCCCACGGAGCAAGUAGUGAGGCUUCUGUUCAAGAGCUUCUGGGCCGGCAAUUCAAGUACAUCAUAUCCCAUGAACAUAAAAGCCUUGGUUUCUUUGUAGCAGGAACUUGGAGAAGUCUACACGAUGUGUGGAGAUUGGAAAGAUUACGCUCAGACACAUUGUGAGAAUAAUCCGAAUAUACAUUAAUCUAACCAGCAAAACACAGAGACACUGAGAUUAAUCGUCAAUGGAAACAUCAUUAUGUUGAGAUUCAAUCCUGAUUGUGACAUUUGAUGUGCUUGGAGGGCACUCGAGCAUUUAAGGGCUUAAAAUGACAGGAGUGGGUUAAUUGAUUGGUGUCAGCUUCAAAACCAAGAUAGUUGAUAGUUACAAGACGAGCAAAAUUAUUUGUUUGAUGCUCAAUUAUGUACCGUAACCAAGCAACAUCAAUACCUAAGGAUACAUGUAUACAUUGCCUUCAUA